ACUACAUAAAAAUUGUGCGCGACCCAUGAAAUUUCAAAGAAUUAGACUGGAUUCCAAUAGACGUCGAACUAUUAUCCUGAUCUGCAUGAUCUGCCCAAAAUUAUCUCAGGCCAAACAGAGCCAGCCAGCGUGCGAGCGAGCGAGCUAUCCACACGGAAUAGAAAUACGGGAGAGACGGGAAGACAGGCAUGGCGGUGACUAACGCCUGGGUGGUGCUGCGUUUGCCCCUUUUUCAGUCUCAAUUGUGCCUCGAUCCGCUCUUAUCCCAGUCGCCGCCGCUUCCUCAGAGAAAAAACAGCCUUCUCGGCGAUGGGGGAGCGGCUGUCCGGUGGUCCCUCUUAAGAGCCAGCCGAACCAGACCUACCGCCAUUUCCUGUCGCUGCUGUAAUGGCGACGAAGGAAGUUCGGAGUGGAAUUGGAGCCGUUGGAGCAGUCAUUUCUCGGAGACGGACCAUGCCGAGAACAUCACCUCCGUUCUCAAGUCUCAACUUGAAGAUGCUAUCGAGAAUGAAAACUUUGCGGAAGCUUCCAAGCUGAAGGCAGAUCUUACUGAAGCGACAUCCAAGGAUGUUGUAGCAGAAGUUAUGUCUGAAUUGAGGAGUGCUAUAGAAGAUGAGCGUUACCAUGAUGCAUUAAAAUUAUCUAGGCUUCCAACUGGUCUCGUUGGUUGGUGGGUAGGCUUUCCAGAGGAUCUUGAUAACCCUUUUGGUAGAAUAGUACGGAUAACACCUUCUGUUGGGAGAUUUGUGGGCAGGAGUUAUAGUGCAAGACAACUGCAUACAGGAAAUUCAGGGACCCCUCUUUUUGAAAUCUUCUUGGUCAAAGAUAGUUACGGGGAAUACAUAAUGCAGGCAGUAAUCUUGCAACCGGUUAAAAGAAAUUCCAAUCUUAGUUCUAAAACUGGAGAGAGUCCCACCAGUGAUUCUGUGGCGACAUCCCUUGAAAGGAAAACUACGGAAGAGGAUGGCACAUAUAAACCCAACGAAGAAUCAUCAGAGAAAGUUGAUCAAAGCAUCAUCUCCAAGGAAUCUAAUGAAGAGGGGUUAAAAAGUGUAAUUAAUUUUCUCAAAGAAAGAAAGCCCGGGUUUAAAGUCAAGGUCUUGAAUGCCAACAGAUCUGAAGAAGAAAAACCACAAACAGAAUCCGUAGAGAAAUUAAAUCAGGAAAAUGAUGAAAAAAGUGCUACACAUGAAGAUUCCAAGCAAGAAAGUAAUCUUGAGAACAUGCAAGAUGAUGUUGUUCCCUUUAAUGCGGACACUGAUCCUACCGAAGGUGACAGAGACAUGGCUGUGAAACUUUUUAUUGGUGGGGUGUUUCACAACACUGAAGAUGUUUUGUCAAAAUCAUUUACCCGUCUUCCAGCAGAACUUAAAGGCAUGGAAAGAGAUUCAUUUGUACUCCAUAAUACUGGAAGUAAUGAUGAUCCAGAUAUGGAGGAGCAAAAAGCAACAAGAGUCAAGUUUGCAGCAAUUGCUGCUCAAGCUGCCUCAGAUCUUAUGCCCCCUGAAGUUGCAAGGGCCUGGAGCAUGGAUAAAACCAAGGUGUCUAAAGAUCUUCGAGAAGUGGUUAAAUUUGCAGUUAGCCAAACUCAGAGAAGAAGCAGAUUGUCCAAGACAACUGUUUUUAAUCGGAUAAUACUUAAUAAUUGUCUAGAUCCAUUUGAGGGUUUAUUUGUUGGAGCCUUUGGCCCCUUUGGCACUGAGGUAAUACAGCUACGGCGUAAAUAUGGUCACUGGAAUGACUUGGAUGAAGUUGACUCAGAAAUGGAGUUUUUUGAGUAUGUGGAAGCUGUUAAAUUGACUGGGGAUCUGAACGUUCCUGCGGGGCAGGUUACAUUUCGUGCCAAAAUUGGCAAGGGAAAUCGUCUCAUAAAUCGUGGAGCCUACCCAGAGGAGCUUGGUGUGGUUGCUAGUUACAAGGGUCAGGGAAGAAUAGCAGAGCCUGGAUUCAAGAAUCCUCAGUGGGUUGAUGGCCUGUUAGUACAGCUUAAUGGCAAGGGAUUUGGGCCGCAUAUCAGAGGCACGGAGCUAGGGUUUGUGUUUAUUCCCCCUAGUCCUAACCAGAGUUUCAUGGUUCUUUUUGACCGUUUGAAACUCCCGGACUGAUGCCAAACAAAACCAGUCUCCAUCCUUUUAGUAGUCUGAAAAUCUCCUCCCGCGGCAGAAUACACUGGAUUUUUUUGACAGAGAAUCCUCUGAUUUAAUGUAAGCCGUUUUCUCACCUUUUUCAUUUUUUUUUUCUACCUAGAGUAUGUGUAAUUCUAAUAAAUCCUAGUUUGCAUUUGCACAGUUUAUGUUUAAUUUUUAGGAACUGCAAGAUUUUCCCCUAUUAAGAUUUAAAAAUAGAAUUGAUACGAAUCUUGCUUUCGGUGUGAUUACUGUUUAGAAUGCUUGGUGGAGGUUGAAUUGAAUCUUUUUCUAUCACAUAAUUUUAUAGCCGA
Messenger RNA from Phalaenopsis equestris, 2440 nucleotides. RefSeq names its product protein EXECUTER 2, chloroplastic. The transcript is spliced from 11 exons. The coding region runs from base 189 to 2105 and encodes 638 amino acids. Gene Ontology annotation, biological process: response to singlet oxygen; singlet oxygen-mediated programmed cell death. The record is from RefSeq and is a predicted model, not a curated record. NCBI's taxonomy places the organism in Eukaryota, Viridiplantae, Streptophyta, Magnoliopsida, Asparagales, Orchidaceae. Gene Ontology annotation, cellular component: thylakoid membrane.